This is a messenger RNA of Hevea brasiliensis (rubber tree), 1043 nucleotides long. RefSeq names its product phosphoserine phosphatase, chloroplastic-like. The record is from RefSeq and is a predicted model, not a curated record. Lineage: Eukaryota; Viridiplantae; Streptophyta; Magnoliopsida; Malpighiales; Euphorbiaceae. The transcript has 5 exons. Gene Ontology annotation, molecular function: magnesium ion binding. The coding region runs from base 128 to 592 and encodes 154 amino acids. Gene Ontology annotation, biological process: dephosphorylation; L-serine biosynthetic process. Gene Ontology annotation, cellular component: cytoplasm.
UGGCAGAUGAAAGAAUAAGAAACCAGAAGGAUUUGAGAAGAGAAAGAGCAUAGAGAAGCAGACAUCUAACUUUACCUCCAAAACAUUGCAUAACCAAAGCAAAUCCUGCAACUCUAACUAUUAUUUAAUGGAAGGGUUGGUGCAUUUACGAAUCGACCCAAUUCAUCCUACCUGUAGACAUUCUGGCUCUCGUUUUAUUCCAGCUUUCCCCUUGCAGUUGAAAAAGGAUUUGAAUAGAGGUGGUAUUAUGUUUAUGAAACCUCAAUCAUUCAUUUCAGAUAGUGCUUCAGUUCAACCUUUAAAAGCUUCCUCAUUGGGCCACUUCCACAAUGCACUGCCAUCCAAAGAUGUUCUUGGGCUUUGGAGAAGCGCUGAUGCAGUAUGCUUUGAUAUAGAUAGCACAGUAUGCCUAGAUGAGGGUAUUGAUGAACUUGCAGAGUUUUGUGGAGCUAGAAAGGCUGUUGCAGAAUGGACUGCUAAAGCAAUGGGUGGUUCUGUUCCUUUUGAGGAGGCCUUGGCAGCCAUACUUUCUCUAUUCAAACCUUCCUUAUCUCAGGUCCAAGAUUUUCUUGAGAAGAGGCCCCCAAAGUAGGAUCUCUCCUGGCAUAGAUGAGUUGGUCAAGAAGCUGAAGGCUAAAAAUACUAAUGUUUAUUUGAUCUUUGGAGGCUUUCGUCAAAUGAUCAAUGUAUGUUACUGCAUUAAAAUUUUUAUUUUGUUUUGUUGCUUCUUUCUCUGUCUUAUAAUCAUUUAUCAGACAUUUUCACUUUAAAUUGUAAACUUAUAAUAAAGUGCUUACACUAACAUGAUAACCAUAUAAAACUAUUACAUGUAGUUUAAAGGAAGAUCUUUACUAUCAAUAAUAACAUUUCUAUGGAGUUUUUAUAAUUAUUAUAACGAAUUAGUGCACAGGAUUUUUGUGGAAGAGCUCUGUGAUUUUGUGCUACAGCAUUUGUGGAAGUGUAAAAGAACAAUUAUCUAAUCAGUGUAUUAAUAAUUCUAUCAUAUAUGUUCAAUAUUAUACUUCACUUUUCAAAUAAUAAAA